GCGAGUGCUGGAGGAGGCGGGCUGCGGGCGCGGAGGCCGGCCGGGCGCCAUCGGUCCCGGGAGCUCCCUCUGCAAACUCCCGUGGAGUGCGCGCCUGCUGCCGGCCGGGCGCCUUACCUUCGGACCGGUCCUCGGAUUCUGUCGGGUCAGCCUCAGGCUCAGAAACUGCUGAGGAAUUGGGCAAACAAAAGGGGCCACUCGGCUGGUGGGGCAAAGUCACUUCGGCCCCCGGCGCCCGAGCGGGCUGGAGGCCCCCGGACCGCCAGGGUCGGCGAGUUGGCGGCCUGUUGUGUAAGCCGCACUCCUUGUUUUCCCGGCCCGGCUGGUUGGGAAGCUGGACACAUCCACCCUUGGACUCGAUUCAGGAAGGAGGCUGCUGCUUUUUCCUUUGGAUUUUCUGGAUUUUUGAAAACCCAGUGGCCCAGGAGGAGGAGAAUUAGGAAGGAGCCUGUCUGGGGAGGAAUGUGAGAGAGUCUUCCAAGGCCUGGCGGGGCCAGAAGGAGCUGGGAGCCACAGCUGCCAGGGUUCUGGAACCGUGAUUUCCGAGUGAUUCUCUUUUGUUUUAGAACCUUGUUCCAGUGGAAAGUGGAAUUUUUGCCCUCUCACUUCUCCAAGUCACUUGACUUUUCUCCUGGGAGUGGAAGGAGGGAGAAACUCCCCUUCAGGGCCUGCCAAGGGUAGGGAAGAAGACUGGAUAUGAGGCUCCCCUGCCCCCAGACAGGUGCUGGGAGUUGUGAUAGGGAAGUUUUGGAGCCAUGGGCACAGCUUUGAAGAGAGGGCUGGACGGCAUGCCUGGGUGCUGAGACCUGCAUCAGGGCGGAGACGGCUGCCGGGGCAGGCCUUUGUUUGCUAGUGCGCUCUUGGACAUCCCAGCUCUGGGCAGGACCCUUUCCUCAUCUUUCUCUACCACUGGCCCAGCCAUGGCACUAAAAGGCCGAGCCCUCUAUGACUUCCACAGUGAGAACAAAGAGGAAAUCAACAUCCAGCAGGGUGAGGAUUUGGUCAUCUUCAGUGAGACCUCACUGGAUGGUUGGCUGCAGGGCCAGAACAGCCUUGGUGAGACGGGGCUCUUCCCCGCCUCUUAUGUGGAGAUUGUUAGCUCUGGCACCAGCUCCAACCAUGCUGACUGCUCCAGCAGCUCUGCAGGCUCCCCCGGCGCCCAGGUGAGCUUGUGUGACCGCUCCAGUGUGGCCAAACUUGGGAGCGCUGCGGGCAGUGGCUUCCUCUCAAACCAGGGCAGCUUCGAGGAGGAGGAUGAUGAUGACUGGGACGACUGGGACGACGGAUGCACAGUGGUUGAGGAGCCACGGGCUGGUGGGAUGGGCACCAAUGGGUAUUUCCCACUCAACCUCUCCUACCCUGGUGCCUACCCCAGCCAGCACAUGGCCUUCCAACCCAAGCCACUCCUGGAGCGGCAGGACAGCCUGGCAUCUGCUAAGCGAGGCAGUGUGGUGGGGCGCAACCUCAACCGUUUCUCAUGCUUUGUGCGCUCUGGCGUGGAGGCCUUCAUCCUGGGUGAUGUGCCCAUGAUGGCCAAGAUUGCUGAGACGUACUCCAUUGAAAUGGGCCCUCGGGGCCCCCAGUGGAAGGCCAACCCUCACCCAUUUGCCUGCUCUGUGGAAGACCCCACCAAACAGACCAAAUUCAAGGGCAUCAAAAGUUACAUCUCCUACAAGCUCACGCCCACCCAUGCUGGCUCCCCUGUCUACCGGCGGUAUAAGCACUUUGACUGGCUCUAUAACCGCCUGCUUCACAAAUUCACUGUCAUCUCUGUGCCCCACUUGCCAGAGAAGCAGGCCACAGGUCGCUUUGAGGAGGAUUUUAUUGAGAAGCGGAAGCGGCGGCUCAUCCUCUGGAUGGACCACAUGACCAGCCACCCUGUGCUGUCCCAGUAUGAGGGCUUCCAGCAUUUCCUCAGCUGCUUGGAUGACAAGCAGUGGAAGAUGGGCAAACGCCGGGCAGAGAAGGACGAGAUGGUUGGUGCCAGCUUCCUCCUCACCUUCCAGAUCCCCACGGAGCACCAGGACCUGCAGGACGUGGAAGACCGCGUGGACACUUUCAAGGCCUUCAGCAAGAAGAUGGAUGACAGCGUCCUGCAGCUCAGCACCGUAGCGUUGGAGCUGGUACGCAAGCAUGUGGGAGGCUUCCGCAAAGAAUUCCAGAAGCUGGGCAAUGCCUUCCAAGCCAUCAGCCAUGCCUUUCAGAUGGACCCCCCCUUUAGUUCCGAGGCCCUCAACAGUGCCAUUUCUCACACGGGCCGCACUUACGAAACUGUGGGUGAGAUGUUCGCUGAGCAGCCCAAGAACGACCUCUUCCAGGUGCUCGACAUGCUGUCUCUCUACCAGGGUUUGCUCUCCAACUUCCCCGACAUCAUUCACCUGCAGAAAGGCGCUUUUGCCAAGGUAAAGGAGAGCCAACGCAUGAGUGACGAGGGCCGCAUGGCGCAGGACGAAGCAGAUGGCAUUCGCAGGCGCUGCCGCGUGGUGGGCUUCGCCCUGCAGGCUGAGAUGAACCACUUCCACCAGCGCCGUGAGCUCGACUUUAAGCACAUGAUGCAGAGUUACCUGCGCCAGCAGAUCCUCUUCUACCAGCGGGUAGGCCAGCAGCUGGAGAAGACGCUGCGCAUGUACGACAACCUCUGACCUUGAGUACCUGGCCCCACCCCACCUUCAGCCUGGUCACUGCAGUAUACUCUGGUUUCCAGACCUCCUGCACCAGCAGCAGCUGGGGGUGGGCUGUGGAAGAGUCACGGGUACCCCUGGGGAAGUCCUCCAUCCCUUAGAAGUGGGCACAGCAGGGGUGAGAAUGGGACCAGGAACCCUCCAAGCUGAGGCCUGGGCUGCUGGUCAGUCACUUGAGUCUAGGCCAGAGUCUUAGCCAACUGUAGAGCCUCUAGUCUUUGUGCACCUGGCCACCAUCCCCUCAUUCUGGGGCCUGCUGUGGUCCUGGGUCAUAGGUUGAACACCCAGGGCUGUGACACACCUGCCCUCAGGGUGUCCCCAGUCAAGGUGGGAUCAGACACAGAAACAGAUUUGGUUGGGGGACGGGUAACACAGAAUGACCCAUGGUAAAUAAAGGGUUACUGGAAGCUCACAGAGGGGUCCACUCAUUCUGCAGGUCAGGGAAGACUCCACAGUGUAGGUGACAUUCGAGUGGUGUCUUGAAGAAUGACAAGGACCUGCCAGAUAGUAAGUGAGGACAGUAGAGGGGGAGGACAUUUGGAAGAGAGGAACAGCAUGGGCAAAGGUAUGGAGGCAUGAAAACACCCUUUAUCUCUCCCUCACCUUUCCCAAGCAAGUUUGCUACCUUACUUUGGUGGGGAGGGAUCUUCCUUGUUCCUUUGUCCCUGUCCCUGCCUCUGCCCCACCCCUGCCUCCUGCAGGAGGGCCUGCAGGCCAACAUCCUCCUGACUCCCUUUUACCUGCUAAGCCCCUAACACCCCUUGGUUAGGGGACCACACAGCAUCUUUUCCCUGGGCUCAAGGUGUUAAGAAAAGUCAUAAACCCCAGGGCCCUGGUAUUAUCUUCCUGGAGGGCACACCCAAAAGGUACCAGAUAUUUGAGUUCACAGCAAUAGUUCCUCACACUCCAGCAGGCUCAGACCCCAGGUUUCUAGGGUCCUUGGUCCUAUGAAUCCCUGAAUUCUUCCUGGUGCACAGUGGGAAACCCAGGGGGGGAAAAAUAGGUUGAUUGACCUUGGGUCCACCUGCUGAUGGCCCGUCUCAUUGUGAGGCCUGCCUGGAUUCUGGCCAUUUGCACUGUCUCCCACUCAUGUUUAUGUUACUCCUUCCCCCAGGCCAAGGGGUGGUCCAGCAGCGAGUUGGGUGUAACUGACAGGUGCCACUGCUAGCCCCCUCCAGGAGGUCAUGGCCAUUCCUGGUGGCUGCUGCUUGAAUAUUUUUUCUUGAUAAACUUUUUUACAAUUAAGAUAACAAAAACAUGACUUUUAAACUUAGAUCUCUGAGGGGAUGAGGGUGUGGGAAGGAUAGAACCCUGAUUGUCCCUGAGGUUAUGAUAGGCACAAAAUUUACCUUAGAACCUCAGUAGUUGGGGAGAAGGCUGUGCUGGUGGGAGGUGCUAUCUGGGGAUCUAGAGGUGGCCAAGAACACCUCUAGAUAAUUUCACACCCUUCCCAGACCUCACUAUCAUCUCACAAAUGGUGAAGUCCUGCCAGGGAUUUGGCUGUGCUGCUCUGAUCUAGGGCUGAGCGUUGCAUGAAAAAGGGAUAGGAGAUCAUGUUUCAGGACAGUCUAAUCAAUGGGGUUCCUCUCCCCAGGGAGGCCCCAGCUCAGGGGAAGGAGGUGGAGCUCAGAAACGGUGUCCUUUCCUAGGCAGUCCUGGAUAUCCAGCCAUGCGGUGGCUUCCAAGUUGGAAACUGAGGAGGACUCCUCAGCCCUGCCAUUGGGGGUGCCCCAGGCAGGAUGAACAGGGACCGUCACACAUGGAACAGAGGAGUGUGGUGAAAGCACAGUGUUCUUUCAGGGCAGCGUGGACUUGGUGUAGGGAGAAGUGCCUGGGUCCAGACAUCAGGGGAGGAUCUGGCCAGGCCAGGGGCCUGGGGGCUCAGGGCAGUGAGAUAAGAAAAGGGAUGGCAGAUGUAUUGGGGGAGAGGGCAGCAAGGGCUCUCCAUUCAGGGUAGAAGGUCCUUAGAGGAAAUUCUGGAGUGGGCCCUUGACCCUGAGUCAAAUUAGGUCAGAUUUGGGACUUUGUGGAAUUUUUCCCCUCCCUCCUCCCUGCUCUCCUUCCUUCAUAUCUAGUCCCUUUGAGGACCUUCUCCCCCUUAAUCUUUUCUCAGCUUUGACCUCUAAGGAGCCUUCUGCAGAGAGCAAUCUGACCACAGCACAGGGGCUGUUGGGGGAGGGUUUGGGGGCAUCUUCUCGAGGUGAGUCUGAGAAGGGUGGGAAUGCUCCUCAGCCCACAGUGCCUGGAAAGUCCCUGUGCAUGCUUCCUGCUCCGGGACUGUCCUCUGUGUCCCUUCCUUGACAGGGCACCAUCUCCCAUACCUCCCAUCCUCCGGGUGAGGGAGUUGGCCUGACACCAGGUCAGCAUGCACCUCGGAGAAGAACCAGAAUGUGAAGUGUUGGGACGGGCUAGGCUUACUGAGAUCUGUAGGCUGAGAUAGCAUGUGUGUGGUGGGGACUGAGAAUGUCAUAACCCCUCCCCCUGUUUCUUUCUUUUUUUUUUUUCUGUCUGUGUGUGGGAUAGGGUGUUGGGGGAAUUUGAGAUCUGUUGGGUCUGGCCAGAGCUCCUUUCUGCAGGGGACUGGGGGAACAGUGUGGGGGAAUAUCCUGGUGGCUGGCCUCAGUCACAUGCCAGGCACUUGUUCUAGACUAAGCUGGGCCCAGCUGCCUCCAGUUCCCUCCCUCAUUUUUGUCUGAGGGGGGUGGAAAACCAGGCCUCUCUUUGUGCCCUGGGCAACUACCAGGACCUGAGGGGACCCCUGAUACCCAAUCUUGGCCCAACUCAGGAAAGGAAUCUGUUUUGUGGCACAUGUGGGGUGUUGGGGAUGGAGGUGUUCUCAGAUCCUGCAUCCUGUUGCCUCCUGGACACAGGAGGGCUGUGAACCACUGUGCCACAGCUGGAACAGAGCCAGGCCUGGGGAAGACAGGUGGUCCGAGGCCCAGUUCACCACCACACCUCCCAUCCUGUGGCACAGCCACACAGUCAUCCAUACACCCACAUGGUCCCAGAUACUGUUGCCCAACCCAAAGUAGACAUAGCCACACACAGCCACACAACUUCCCCACAGGCACAUAAGCCACUCUUGGCCACAUAUACAUAUAUGCAUGGUCAUGUGCUCUCACAAUUGCACUCCUAUCCACAGUGCCACAUACUGUCACACAUUCACAGCCAUGUCCACACUUGGCCAUGUCUAUACAUGUUAUCUGUUCACUAUGUCAGUCUCAGCUAUGGCAUCACUCUCAGCCAUACCACAGUCUCAUGCACACAGUCAUACCCUCACACAGUGAUACACGCAAACUGCCACAAAGUCACAUGUGAACAUAGCAAAGGUGUCCCACAUGUAGCUGCACCUGUAUCACCUUCUGGGGCAGCGUGCGUGAACCACCUCCAGCCAUCUGGGAUCACCCAUCACCCGACACCACCACAUUAGUUCUUCAUUGCACAGACAAGGAACUUGGGUCCAGUGAGGGGUGGCAGCUGGCUGCGUCAGUGUGCCAGGGGAUGCUUCGGGCCAGAAGUCAACUCCUGGUAGGCUCUCUGGCCUGGCCUUGUGAACCCAUGGGCCAGUGUCUAAGUUUAGGCUGCCUCUGAAGGCCCCUGGCUGAAGCCACCAAACAAAGCUCCAGGCAUCUACCGUCUCUUGAGCUAAAGCUGAGGCUGCUGCAUCUGCAAGAGCCAGGAUGCAGUGGGCAGAGCCCAGGCCUUGGGCUGGAGGAACAUUCCUGCACCAUCUCCCUAAGUAUGUGAGGACUGGGCCCACCCUGCCUGUCUGCUGCUGACUCAGACCUCUAGCAGUCAGGCCUUCCGGGCUCCCUGCCACCCCUCCACAAACCCGCUUUCCCACCCAUUGGGCUGUGGUGCCUCUCUCCACCGGCCAGGCCAGAGAGUCAGUGAGCCCGGCAGAAAGACCAUGGAGAACAGUAAAAAUUCACCUCCUCAGACAGAGCUCAGAAAGGACAAGUAUGAAAUGUCUCUGGGAUUCAACAUAGCUUAACACAAAUAUUUUUUCCUUGAGUCCUUUUUUGUUAGACAAAGCCCAGUGCAGUCCAGUCUGUUUAAAAAACUGUGUGACCUCCUUGGUCCAUACAGCAGCCUUACUAGGCAUCAUUAUUCCAUUUCAUGGACGAGACCGAGACUUGGCUAGUGGGAGAAUAGGAUCUGCCUAUGCUCACACGAUGAGUCUGAGGCCUCUGGACUCGAACCCAGCUCUCUGGAUCCAUUCCUUAAAGUCACAUGAAUUAACUUAUUUAGGUUAGAAGGAAGAAGGGGUGGCAGAUUUCCACUUCAGAGGUGGUAAAGAAUGGCAGGCUGGUGAACCCAGCUGCUGAAAUGUGAAGGGGCUUGAGGGUAGGGGGAUCCUGUCAGCCCCCAGGGAUGAAGAGGCUGACCCAGGGAAUCCAUUACAGAUGAAUGUGUGAGGAGCAUUCCUACAUUUUUCUGUAACCGACUUGUAUUCCUCUCUUGCUUUUUCAUUUCCCCACAUGGUUGAAAUUUAAUUUCAGAUCAGUAUGGGGACCCUUUCUUUUCUGAGGGAUGCAUCUACGUUUUGGGGGUGGCGCAUUUGAAGACCAUAGGCAGGCCCCUGGCACUUUGAAUUUUAGAGACUGAAUCCCACACCCUGUCACACAAGAAAUUUUGCUGGCAUUCCACAUUAAAGUCAUUAAUAUAUACCAAUUUGAGUUAGGUUCAUUACUACUUAACAAUGUAUUGUCUUAUAGAUAUUUAAUUAAACUUUAUUAAUUUUGA
Eptesicus fuscus (big brown bat) is the source of this 7427-nucleotide messenger RNA. RefSeq names its product sorting nexin 33 (gene SNX33). NCBI's taxonomy places the organism in Eukaryota, Metazoa, Chordata, Mammalia, Chiroptera, Vespertilionidae. The transcript has 2 exons. Bases 921 to 2642 code for a protein of 573 amino acids. Gene Ontology annotation, molecular function: phosphatidylinositol binding; protein binding. Gene Ontology annotation, biological process: mitotic cell cycle; endosomal transport; intracellular protein transport. Gene Ontology annotation, cellular component: plasma membrane; cytoplasmic vesicle. The record is from RefSeq and is a predicted model, not a curated record.